Necator americanus (New World hookworm) is the source of this 963-nucleotide messenger RNA. RefSeq lists its product as uncharacterized. The transcript has 9 exons. Gene Ontology annotation, biological process: maturation of 5.8S rRNA; maturation of LSU-rRNA. NCBI's taxonomy places the organism in Eukaryota, Metazoa, Nematoda, Chromadorea, Rhabditida, Ancylostomatidae. The coding region runs from base 1 to 963 and encodes 320 amino acids. Gene Ontology annotation, cellular component: nucleolus; preribosome, large subunit precursor. The record is from RefSeq and is a predicted model, not a curated record.
AUGCAGUGCGACGACAUUACUUGGAAUAUUCUCCGAAAGGGUCAAUGUGCUUUUAAGGCAUGGACGAAGCCAACGUUAUUCUGUCGUAAUGAAAUGAAUUUGACGGGUUUAUGCAAUAGAGCUUCAUGUCCGUUAGCAAAUUCUCAAUAUGCCACUGUUAGGGAGGAAAACGGUGUUUGUUAUCUCUACAUGAAAGUUAUUGAACGAAGUCAUUAUCCACGGCGGUUAUGGGAGAAGAUCAAGCUAUCAAAAGACAUGAGCAAGGCUCUGGAGCAAAUCAGUGAUAAUCUUCUCCACUGGAGUGAGUAUGUACGCCACAAAUGUAAAGCCAGACUUGUUCGAAUUCAUCAAUAUUUGAUAAGAAUGCGACGAAUGGCCAUCAAGGGAACCCAAAAAAAGAUCAUUCCUGUGGCUCGUAAAGUUGAGCGUCGUGAAAAGCGUCGAGAAGAAAAGGCUCUUGUUGCAGCGAAACUAGACAAAGCAAUUGAGAGCGAGUUGCUGUCUCGAUUAAGGCAGGGCACUUAUGGAGAUAUUUACAAUUUCCGACAAGAAGCCUUUGAGCAUAUGCUUGAUGAGAAUGAGACAGCUGUGGAGAGAGAAGAAGAGCUUGAAGUGGAAGAUGAUGAGGACGUUGGACGAGUCCAGUAUGUAGCUGACUUAGAAUCGUCAGAUGAGGAGGAUGUCGAAGAUAUUGAGGAUACUGCUGGAGGACAUUGGACUCCACCUGAUACAGAUAGCGAGGACGAUGACUGGCAACGACAGCAAGAAAGUGACGAUGAGGACGAGGAUGAAAGCGAAGGAGCAGAAGAUGUGGACAUGGAAGAGCCACCGAAAAAGAAACGCAAGAAGAAGGUUGACAAGAAGAAGGAACCGAAACCUGCCAAGACUCCCAAAAGAAGGCGACCACAUGUGGAAAUCGAGUACGAGGAUGAAUCCGAACUGCGAUCAAAAAUCAAAGCAUAG